AUUUAUUCUGUUCAUAUUCUUAAGACCCACCCAGUCACAUGGAGGCAAAGGGAGGGGAAAGAGGGAGGAAGCAUCGUGAAGCUGACCAUAGUCCCUCCAUUACAUAAGAAGACAAACAGGAAAUACCUCCUUCUAUAUUCCCUCCGUCUCCAGUGGCUUCAUCGUGAUUCCUCCUGCCUCACUACCAGGCUCCAACAGAUAGGUAAAGAUUUCUGAAGAUGGAAAAAGGAUACCCACCCCACGAGUCCGCUCCACCGUACCCUGGGCCCCCCGUGACCUAUGGGGUCCAGCAGCCAGGGAUGUACCCUCAGCCGGGCUUCUCUCCUGCAGCGCCUCCACCUGCUGCGUAUCAGGGAGGUGUUCCUUUUGCUCCGGCCAUGGCUGCACCUGUCACAACAGUGACUCACUUGGUAGUAACACCGGCACUGCAUGAUGUCCCGGGACAAACUGUGUGUCCCCACUGCCAGCAGACUGUGAUCACCAACACCGAGCACACCGCCGGCCUGAUGACCUGGGCCAUCUGUGGGGGCCUCACCCUUUUUGGGUGUUUUCUUUGCUGUUUUAUCCCGUUCUGCGUGGAUUCCUGUCAAGAUGUGGCGCAUCACUGUCCUUCUUGCCAAAAAGUCAUCUACGUAUACAAGCGAAUGUAAAAUUAACUAUGUGGCAGAAUAUCGCAAUGCUAACCUCACUCGCUCACUCAACACUACAACUAACACUGUGUUAUAUCCAACAUGCAGUGAAACAUUUGUAAUUCCUAUAACAACAAUCAUGGAAAUAAAAAUGACAAAAACAAUUGUUUCCAGCUGUCUGCUGACAAGACGCUCAUUUGGCCCAGUGGUGAAACCGGUUGGUUGGCGGGUGUUUUACACUUUAUGCAACACUGAUUAGAUUUUGGUGGUCAAAGGUCACUGUGACCUCACAAAACACAUUGUUGUCUGUAAUAAGAAAUUAUGAUGAUGUCAUACAAAUAUUUAUUAAGGUGGUGUGAUGAUACUUUGGACAGACAUCGUUAACUGCGACAUGUCCGGUUGUUGGAGGUGUUUACUCCUUCAACGGAAUUUGUUUAUUUAACUGUUUUAUCUGACAUUAAAUUA
This is a messenger RNA of Pseudoliparis swirei, 1094 nucleotides long. Its product is annotated as cell death-inducing p53-target protein 1 homolog. Bases 219 to 650 code for a protein of 143 amino acids. Lineage: Eukaryota; Metazoa; Chordata; Actinopteri; Perciformes; Liparidae. Gene Ontology annotation, molecular function: zinc ion binding. The transcript has 5 exons. The record is from RefSeq and is a predicted model, not a curated record.